Kazachstania africana CBS 2517 is the source of this 774-nucleotide messenger RNA. It is a transcript of the gene CTK3, whose product is annotated as Ctk3p. Gene Ontology annotation, cellular component: CTDK-1 complex. The record is from RefSeq and is a predicted model, not a curated record. Gene Ontology annotation, biological process: positive regulation of transcription by RNA polymerase I; positive regulation of DNA-templated transcription, elongation. Lineage: Eukaryota; Fungi; Ascomycota; Saccharomycetes; Saccharomycetales; Saccharomycetaceae. Bases 1 to 774 code for a protein of 257 amino acids. The transcript has a single exon.
AUGGAUGCUAUAGAGGCAAGAUUGCAAUUUAUUCAGAUAUUGAAGACUAUAACGAAGCAACCCACGGCUGUGGACUUCUAUUUUAAUAAUUAUAAACAUCACUAUGAAGAUUUUGAACAGUGUAUAAUCGACACGAUGAGUAAGACCCAACCUGUAUUAAACAGAUUAAACAUCCUGUUAUACUACGUUGAAUUGAUUGUAGGUGUGCUAGAAAGGUUAAAUAUGAAUCAGGGCAAUGAUUUCAAUUUUAUGAUUUUCAUCAAAUUUCAGAUACCUAAUCUUGUUAAGAUAAUAAGGUUAUCUAUAAUUCAAGAAGACAUAUUUUCUUUCGUCAAUCUACAGAAUGUUGUGGACGCGUUUGCUAAGAUCAAGCAUGCUUUACAAACACACGUUAAUGCUUCAUUAAUGGAAGAGGCCGUAGUAAAAUCGAAUUUCCAGGAAUUAGAGACAUUUAUUCAAGAGAUGUGUAAUGCAAGAGACGCUAAAUUUGAACAGUAUACGAAAAAUACUACGAUUUUCCAGGAAGAGACCAUAAGUCAAAAUGAUGUAUUGAAUCGAAUGGAGGCAGAUAGAGAGAGACACAAGAGAACGAAAGAAAGUAAUUGGAUCGUUGAGCGUGCAACUCUUCCUAAUGAUUCUAAUAAAAACGUAAUGCUACAAUACAGCGAGUUUGAUAGUAUGUGGAACGGAACCAACAAGAUAGACGAAGUCGAUAUGAGCUAUAUAAGACAACUGAACGAAAUUUCGACCAACAGUAGCUAUGUCGUUAGAUAG